ACACAGAGCAUCAUCGAUGAAGGUGAACGGUGAUGAGAGUUGGCAAUAUGAGGAUAUAACAUUGGAGCGUGGCAAUUCUGGGCUUGGAUUUUCGAUUGCAGGCGGUACAGACAAUCCUCACAUCGGCACGGACACAUCCAUCUAUAUAACGAAACUUAUAGCGGGCGGUGCCGCCGCAGCCGAUGGCCGUUUGUGCAUUAACGAUAUCAUUGUAUCGGUGAAUGAUGUUUCUGUGGUUGAUGUGCCACACGCGUCCGCUGUGGAUGCGCUUAAGAAGGCCGGCAAUGUGGUAAAAUUGCAUGUGAAAAGAAAACGUGGUGGUGGCGGCGGUGGCGGUGCUGGUGACGCUACUGCCGCCUCAUCGGCCACCUUGCCGCGGAGUGCUGCCGCUGCAGCGGCUGCUGCUGCCGGUCCGAAAGUGGUCGAGAUCGAUUUGGUGAAAGGCAGCAAAGGUUUGGGCUUUUCCAUUGCCGGCGGUAUUGGUAAUCAACAUAUACCGGGCGAUAACGGUAUCUAUGUGACGAAAAUCAUGGAAGGCGGUGCCGCCGCGGUUGAUGGACGCCUGUCGAUCGGCGACAAACUGAUUGCGGUGCGCACAAAUGCGGCCGAAACCAAUUUGGAAAAUGUGACACAUGAGCAAGCGGUUGCCACACUCAAGUCAAUUACGGACAAAGUAACGUUGAUCGUUGGCAAGACGCAACAUCAAGUCAGCUCAUCACAGUCACAAUUCGGGCAGAUUAAUUCGCAUUCAACAGGUGCGAUUAAUAAUAUUGGAAAAACUGUUGUUGAUUUUGCUCGUUCACCAUCACCCUCAAUCACCACCACCACUAUCACCACGAACAACAACAAUGCCACGAGCAACACAACUAUCACUAAUAACAUCAACAAUAAUAUUCAAUCCGCAGUACCCGCCUCCUCCACAGCAGCUGGUGUUGUAGCAUCAACAUCCAGAUCCCAUUCACCUUUGCCUCAACCAGCAUCUAGGUAUGCGUCAUCGAAUGUACUGGCCGCUGUGCCACCUGGAACGCCACGUGCCGUCAGCACUGAGGAUAUUACACGGUAAGUGCAAUAUUUGUAGUUCUACAUGUGUGUAUAUGAAUCGUAUAUAUGUAUGUAAGUAGUAUAUGUAUAAUACAGGUAUAUAU
Molecule: messenger RNA, 1145 nt
Organism: Rhagoletis zephyria (snowberry fruit fly)
Lineage: Eukaryota; Metazoa; Arthropoda; Insecta; Diptera; Tephritidae
Product: disks large 1 tumor suppressor protein-like
Biological process (GO): receptor localization to synapse; cell-cell adhesion; chemical synaptic transmission
Cellular component (GO): neuron projection; postsynaptic density membrane; neuromuscular junction
Molecular function (GO): protein kinase binding
Source: RefSeq, a predicted model, not a curated record